AUGUCUUCCUCUUCAAAAGCGUCCUCCUCGUCUGAAAACUCACUGAACGAAACUGCCUGGGAGGAGGGCAUGGUGACUCCACAACAACUGUCAGUAGCCGAUUCUACCGUUUCACAAAUCGACCCUGUUUCGAUCUUCUAUAAUGCAACGUCUGCAACAACAGCAGCAAACGCAACCCAUUCCCUUGAUGCCAAAAAUGAUAUUUCAUCGGAAUUAGAUGCUUCUGUUGUGUCAUCAAACGAUAGAACUUCUAAUAAAUCAGCGUCAUAUAUUACAACCCCACGUACAAUACAGCCUGUAAUGUUGACGACUAUGAAUACUGUUUCUUCACCUGUUUCUGAAAAUGCUACGUCAUCCGACACCCCUCAGUCUCCUGAAGAAAGUAGUAACGGUAAAAAGAAACAAAAUGGUGGAAGAAAGAGAAAAGCCGAAAGCUUAGAGGAAAAAGAAGCGCGUGCUCGAGAGAGAGUUUUGCGAAAUCGACAUGCCGCUCAGAUGUCUCGUGAUAAAAAGCGACGACAAUUAGCUGAUUUGGAGUCUCAAAAUGCAUUAUUAAAAGAAGAUAAUAUUCAUCUUUCGAAACGUAUAAAACUUGUUGAAGAAGAAAAUGCCGCAUUAUCUAUCAAACUGGAAACGAUAUCGGCCCAACUCGCAGAAAUACAAUCACAUCUAGCCGUAUCCGAGGUGACAAAACUCCUACUUGACGGUGUUCGCGGAUCAGCAGCAUCCGCGACCUUGGAAAAAAAUACUCUUGCGCUGAACGAUGAAGUCCCAGCAGCGGCACGUCAAGUUGAGGAACCUUUACGGGACGUCGACAUUGCCAAUUCUUUCCUGUCCGAUUUGGAUGUUUCCGCCUCAAAUACUGAAUCAACUGUUGCUGACCUUCUCGAUAGUUUUCUGGACUACGACUGGUCAGCCGAGAGACGAUGGUUGAGAUCCGUAAAGGUUAAGCGUGGUCGCGGUGCUUCUAACUUGAAGCUCGUACCUCGCGAUUGGAGAAAAUAUCCACCAUAA
This is a messenger RNA of Ambispora leptoticha, 1014 nucleotides long. NCBI's taxonomy places the organism in Eukaryota, Fungi, Glomeromycota, Glomeromycetes, Archaeosporales, Ambisporaceae. The record is from the annotation of a GenBank genome assembly.